Messenger RNA from Neoarius graeffei (lesser salmon catfish), 2843 nucleotides. RefSeq lists its product as uncharacterized. NCBI's taxonomy places the organism in Eukaryota, Metazoa, Chordata, Actinopteri, Siluriformes, Ariidae. The coding region runs from base 1 to 2841 and encodes 946 amino acids. Gene Ontology annotation, molecular function: carbohydrate binding. The record is from RefSeq and is a predicted model, not a curated record. The transcript has 33 exons.
AUGCUGUUCCUGAAGUUCACUCUACUCACCUUUAUUGCAGCUCAGGGCAUGUAUGUUUCUGGAGACACUGGACUGAUAAAAGUAAAGUCUUCUUUGUAUGGCCGUACUGACAACAGUACCUGUAACACGACGUGGUUUCCAUCUGAGCCUGUCAAUACCAGCUGUUCAAUGAGGAUUUCCACUAUUGCUGAUAGAUGCAAUGGACUAAGAGCGUGUGAGCUGAAUACGGAAUUACUUGAUGACCCUGACCCGUGUUAUGGAACCUACAAGUACUACAACACCACUUAUGACUGUAUCAAUGGCCGGGUUGCUGUGAUCUGUGAGCGUGGCUACAGCACACUGGAUUGUGGAGAUGAUUCGAUUCAGAUCAUAAAUGCAAACUAUGGACGUGCUGAUUCAGUAACUUGUUCCAAUGGACUCUCUAACAGUUUGAUCCAGGACACCAACUGUUACGCUCCAAACACACUCCCGACUGUGGCUGCACUGUGUAAUGGACAGCAGAGAUGCACCGUAGAAGCUUCAUUCAAGCUCUUUACAGAUCCUUGCUUUGAGACUGUUAAAUAUCUCACUGUGUCCUAUUUGUGCAAUCGAGAAAUUGUGACCUGUGAACACGAUACAGCUGUGCUGACAUGCGGUGUUCACCGUUUAAAGAUCAUCAGUGCUAACUACGGCCGAACCGAUUCCACCACAUGCUCUUCAGGACGACCUGCCAAUCAACUCACCAACACAAACUGCUACACGCCUAGUGCAUCUGAUAAAGUUGCAGCUAGAUGUGAAGGACAGAAUGCUUGUGAGGUGCCUGCUACAAACAGUUUCUUCUCUGACCCCUGCUAUGGCACCUAUAAGUACCUGAAAAUUGUGUACAGCUGUACGAACGCAUUGGAAAGAGGGCCGGGGGCCAUUUUGUCCCAGAAGCUUGAGGGUGAGGAGCGUCCCAUGCUCACCAUGAUGCUCUUCCUGAGGCUCACACUACUCACCUUGCUUCUUGCAGCCCCUGGCUUGCUUGUUUCUGGAGAGAAUAUGAUUACCUGCUAUGGUGAUCUCCAGCGCCUCACUUGUGAUGCUGGACUGAUAAAGGUGAAGUCUACUAUAUAUGGACGUACGGACCGCAACACAUGUAAUGUUGGUCGGCCCCCUUCUCAGGUUGCUAAUACCAACUGUGUCUUGAAAAUUUUCACUAUUGCUGAAAGAUGCAAUGGACUAAGAGAGUGUGAGGUGAAGACAAAUUUACUUGCCAACCCUGACCCAUGUUAUGGAACCUACAAGUACUACAACACCACUUAUGACUGUAUCAAUGGCCGGGUUGCUGUGAUCUGUGAGCAUGGCUACAGCACACUAGAUUGUGGAGAUGAUUCGAUUCAGAUCAUAAAUGCAAACUAUGGACGUGCUGAUUCAGUAACUUGUUCCAAUGGACUCCCUAACAGUUUGCUCCUGAACACCAACUGUUACGCUCCAAACACACUCCCGACUGUGGCUGCACUGUGUAAUGGACAGGAGAGAUGCACUGUAAAAGCUUCACUCAAGCUCUUUACAGAUCCUUGCGUUGGGACUCUUAAAUAUCUCACUGUGUCCUAUUUGUGCAAUCGAGAAACUGUGACCUGUGAAGGCAAUACAGCUGUGCUGACAUGCGGUGUUCGCCGUUUAAAGAUCAUCAGUGCUAACUACGGCCGAACCGAUUCCACCACAUGCUCUUCAGGACGACCUGCCACUGCCAAGCAACUCACCAACAGAAACUGCUACACGCCUAGUGCAUUUUCUAAAGUUGCAGCUAGAUGUAAAGGACAGAACAGUUGUAAGGUGCCUGCUACAAACAGUUUCUUCUCUGAUCCCUGCUAUGGCACCAAUAAGUACCUGAAAAUUGUGUACAAGUGUGUCUCUAAAUUUUUCUACUCAAUCUUUGAUACAUCCAGCACCAUGAUGCUCUUUCUGAGGCUUACACUACUCACCCUGCUUCUUGCAGCCCCUGACUUGCUUGUUUCUGGAGAGAAUAUGAUUACCUGCUAUGGUGAUGUCCAGCGCCUCACUUGUGGUGCUGGACUGAUAAAGGUGAAGUCUACUGUAUAUGGACGUACAGACAACAACACAUGUAAUGUUGGUCGGCCCCCUUCUCAGGUUGCUAAAACCGACUGUGCCUCAAAAAUUUUCACUAUUGCUGAAAGAUGCAAUGGACUAAGAGAGUGUGAGCUGAAGACAAAUUUACUUGCCAACCCUGACCCAUGUUAUGGAACCUACAAGUACUACAACACCACUUAUGACUGUAUCAAUGGCCAGUUUGUUGUGAUCUGUGAGCAUGGCUACAGCACACUAGACUGUGGAGAUGAUUCGAUUCAGAUCAUAAAUGCAAACUAUGGACGUGCUGAUUCAGUAACUUGUUCCAAUGGACUCUCUAACAGUUUGAUCCAGAACACCAACUGUUACGCUCCAAACACACUCCCGACUGUGGCUGCACUGUGUAAUGGACAGCAGAGAUGCACCGUAGAAGCUUCAUUCAAGCUCUUUACAGAUCCUUGUGUUGGGACUGUUAAAUAUCUCACUGUGUCCUAUUUGUGCAAUCGAGAAAUUGUGACCUGUGAACACGAUACAGCUGUGCUGACAUGCGGUGUUCGCCGUUUAAAGAUCAUCAGUGCUAACUACGGCCGAACCGAUUCCACCACAUGCUCUUCAGGACGACCUGCCAAUCAACUCACCAACACAAACUGCUACACGCCUAGUGCAUUUGAUAAAGUUGCAGCUAGAUGUGAAGGACAGAACACUUGUGAGGUGCCUGCUACAAACAGUUUCUUCUCUGACCCCUGCUAUGGCACCUAUAAGUACCUGAAAAUUGUGUACAGCUGUGUCUAAAU